This is a messenger RNA of Spinacia oleracea (spinach), 2662 nucleotides long. RefSeq lists its product as uncharacterized. NCBI's taxonomy places the organism in Eukaryota, Viridiplantae, Streptophyta, Magnoliopsida, Caryophyllales, Amaranthaceae. The transcript has 4 exons. The record is from RefSeq and is a predicted model, not a curated record. Bases 941 to 2236 code for a protein of 431 amino acids.
UCAUCAUAACAUGAUUAGGACAAUGAUAGAGUGAUCCUAAGGGUUGGUAACCCUUUCAAUAUUGAAUUUUGAUUGGUUACAAAUGCAUUGAAACUUUACAUACAACACUUUCUCACUCCAAUUAAUUAUGCUUAUAUAUUAUUUUAUGUUAUAUGUAUGUUAGGGGUUGCCAACCCUUAGGAUCAACCAAACAUUUUCCACAUGAUUAGGGUGUGUUAUGUUAACAUAAUCUUCAUAAAUUUGAACUUUUUUUUAGUUAUACAUAACCUAUUUGGAUAACCAAUUUUGUUUCCUAAACUUUAUUACCUGGACUAAAUUUUAUUUAUCUAAACAUGUCCCUCCCUCCCAAAUAACAGAAAAUAAGGUGAACAAAACAGAACCUAACACUUUAAAUACAAUGAAUCUAUGAUAUUUGCGUUGUAAUUAGUUAAAACAUAACUGAAAAAUAGAGUAUUACCUUUCACACGGAUAAGAAAAUAAUGUACAAUUUUGCUCUCCAGUUAUUAUUAUCAACCAUCCAUUUUAGAAAUGGACUAUCCAUUUUCUUAGAGGCGUUUCCGUCCUUUAAACAACAAGCACCCCAUAUUCCGUAAUCAAAUAAAACAAAGGUGGAGUAUAGUAUAUCAUUACAACACAGCAUGUGGGCAUCUAAUGCGGAUGGAAUUGACAAACCAAACCAUUCACAAAUCACAAUGAUUUUUUUAAAAAAGAAUGAGGUUGACAAAAUUAUGAAUUUUUUAAUUAAUCAUGAAGUUGACAGAAUGCAUAUGUGUUACACUAUGUUAGAUAUCAUCGACCUACUUAUUAUAAACAAAAAAACAAACACGACGUGCCACAACUUUUUUUUUUCUAUCUUUGUCCAACCAUAUAAAUCGCAAAUCAAACCCAAAAAUUCAGGAGAAAAUAUCAAAAAUCUUGCAAGAAAAAUCCCAGAAAAAGAAUGGAAGAAGAAAAUUUAUUACCCAGAAACCAAACAAAGUCAUAUAAUCGUGUUCUUUCGAAUGCAAAAGAUGAAUUGCAAAGUUAUCGUAUUUAUUUACGUUGGAUGUGCGUGGACCAAUCAGAUUGGUUUAGUACGUUCAUUUCAUGGUCUGUAUUUCUGUUAUUUACAUUCAUAGUCCCUGCAUUUUCGUAUUUUUACCUCACAUGCCCUUCCUGUGAUGCCAAACAUCAACAACCAUACGACGCCGUUGUGCAGCUGUCUCUCUCUAGCAUUGCAACGCUGUCGUUUCUUUGCCUUUCCCAUUUUGUGAGGAAAUUUGGUGUUCGGAGGUUCUUGUUCUUUGAUAAGCUUGUUAAUGAGAGUGAUUCUGUUAGACAUCAUUAUACUACCCAGCUCACUAGAUCACUGAACAUAUUGUGUAUAUUUACCCUACCAUGUUUUGUAGCUGAAUGCACCUAUAAAGUCUGGUGGUACGCCUCUGGUGCCUCUAAAAUCCCCUUCUUGGGUAAUGCCGUUUUGAGUGACAUUGUAGCGUGCUCAUUGGAGCUAAUCUCAUGGAUUUAUCGUACCUUAGUCUUUUUCCUGGUCUGCAUCCUCUUCCGUUUGAUAUGCUACCUCCAAAUAUUACGGCUUAAGGACUUUGCCACUGUUUUCGAGGUAGAUUCAGAUGUGACUUCCAUUUUGGUGGAACACCUUAGGAUCAGAAGGCACUUGAGGAUCAUAAGCCAUCGUUAUCGUGCAUUUAUCUUGUGUUCAUUGAUAUUGAUCACUUUAACCCAACUUACUUUCCUGCUGUUGACUACAAAACCCAAUGCUGAAGUGAGUAUAUUCAGGACUGGCGAACUUGCACUCUGUUCUAUGACUCUACUGGCAGGGCUAAUGAUAAUACUGAGAAGCGCUACAAAGAUCACACAUAAGGCACAGGCAAUCACUGCUCUCUCUGCUAAGUGGCAUGUUUGUGCAACAAUCGAUUCCUUUGUCACAUCUGAGACUGAAUUACCAGGAACCCACAAUAUUAGUCAUGCAGGGGGCUUUGAUCCUAACUUAAAUUCAGAUUCAGAUGAUGCUGGAUCUGAGGAAGACGAUGUCGACAGUACCAAGUUUCUCCCAGCUUACGCCUACAGUACAAUAUCCUUCCAGAAACGACAUGCUCUCGUGACAUAUUUUGAGAGAAACAGAGCUGGAAUUACAUUAUACGGAUUUAUGUUGGAUAGAACUUGGCUCCAACUUAUUUUUGGUGUUGAAUUAUCCUUAGUACUCUUCUUGCUCAAACAAACCAUCCAUGUUAUAUGAAGUAAUAAUCAUCAUCAUAAUUGGAGAUUUGGCGCCUAAGAUUAAAUCUUACCUCUCCUUGAUUUUCUGUUAAGUUCUCUUUUUUCUGUCAUUUGGAGUGAAUGAAGGGUUGCAGUCUUCCAGGACUAAAGAGACAGAAAGUGAAAGGAACUGGUUUUUGCAUUCUUGGUUUGGUUUUCCGGCAAAGACGCACCACUGUUGUAUAGUGAGCUGCACCAUAAUAUCUUGUUCAAAUGUUCUAACACUGUUGAUUCUAUAACCCUUUUUCUUGGUUUAUUUCUUUUACCUAACAUCAUCAUCUGUGAUAUUUUUCUGCUGUUGUAUAUCAGCCUGUAACGAGUGCGAUUGUAUGUACUACUUAUAUGCAUAUAAUAUGAUGUAUUCUUAUGAUCGAAUGAAAUGGAGCAUUUUUUUUUUCUUUCCUUA